This is a messenger RNA of Plasmodium vinckei vinckei, 987 nucleotides long. Its product is annotated as 6-cysteine protein. Lineage: Eukaryota; Apicomplexa; Aconoidasida; Haemosporida; Plasmodiidae. Bases 1 to 987 code for a protein of 328 amino acids. The record is from RefSeq and is a predicted model, not a curated record. The transcript has a single exon.
AUGAUGAGAGCAUAUUUUUGGCUAGCUGUACACUUUUUUUCCAGUUUUUGGAUGAUCCAAAAUAUAGAAAUAUGUGAUUUUUCAAAGGGCUCUUUAGACGUGGCACUUAUGAAUAACAAAAUUGUGAUUAGUAAUGAUGCAAACGAAAUAAAUCAUAGUGAUAAUAAUAUAAAACAUUGUGUAAAUUUUACAAAGGGGCUUGAAAUAUUUACAUUUAUAUGCCCAAAAGGAAAUACCAAUGAUAAUUAUAAUGGUAUCGAAAUUCGACCUGUACAAUGUUUUGAAAAAGUUCGAAUAAAUGGAAAAGAAGAAAAUUUAAAAGAUGUUUUAAAAGGUGUUAUAACAGAAAAUAAAGAAACAGAUACAGAAAUAAUAAGGAAAGCAUUUAUUCCUCCAACUAUAUAUCAUGAUAUGUCCUUCGAAUGUUCAUGUGAUAACAGUUUAACUAUUAAAGAUAAUUAUAUUGGAGCAAGAGGAAUUAUGAGAGUACAUUUAAAAAAAAAUAUAAUUUUUGGAUGUGAUUUUAAUUAUGAUUCUAGUGAAACUAAAUUUUCAAAUGGUAAGAGUGGGUUUGCACAUUAUUAUGACAAACAAGUUGUAACUUCAAAUAAAAAUAUAGUUUGUAAUACAGUAGUUGAUAAUAAAGAAGUAUAUCUUGGUUUAGCAUGUCCAGAAGGAUAUGAAAUAUACCCGGAAAAUUGUUUUGAGAAUGUUUUAUUUGAAGACAAAGUUGUAAAAAUUAAUGAAAUAAUUAAACAUGAUGUUAAAUUACAUAUUGAAAAAAAAAAAAAUAUAUCUUUUGCAUCAUUUGUUUUAAAUCCAAAUGAAAACCCUCAAAGUUUUUCAUGUCAUUGUAUAAAAAAUAAUGAUGAUAAUUCAUUACCCCUUAUUGCAAAUAUUACAUUUUCCAAUUAUGAGUCUUAUUCUUUUAAUUUACAUGUAACUUAUUUAAUCCUCAUUGCCAUUAUUUUAAUAUCAUAUAUAUAA